AACCUCCGCCUCUUUUCCCAUAAUUCCACAGUCAAAACAACAUGGCCGCCUCCUUCUGUGCGCAUUUCUGAGCUUUGCUAGCUUACUUAUCCGCAAGCCAUAUUCUAAGUUAGACAGUUUACUUGACGUGUAUGAAGUGAUAAGAGUGACAGAGCAAUGAUAGUCUUCUUUAUAACCUUAUUAACAAAUUCUCUGUCCUUUGUGUCCUCGGCAGCAAUGCCAGGGUCUUUGGACAGUGCCUGGCUUUAUGCUGAAGCUUUCCUGUUGGCCGUGUGGCACAACAGAUUAUACGUGUACACUGCAGCUGCGCUUCUUUUCGGGUUAUGGUUAACAGUGAACAUGACCAGGAAAAAGAAGAACCCUGUAAAAGCCCAAACUUCCAAAUCUGAGAAGCAGAAGGAGCAAACACCUGAAAAAGAGAAGGCUGUCCAUGUUGCAGGUGUAAGGAUUUUCUAUGGGUCACAGACUGGAACUGCAAAGGGUUUUGCCAGAGAGCUCGCAGAAGAUGUCCAGGCGCUCGGGUUCCAGUCUGAUGUAAUUGACUUGAAGGAUUAUGACCCGGAGGACAAAUUGUCAGAUGAGUGCACCAGUAAAAUGAUUUGUGUGUUCCUCAUGGCCACAUACACUGACGGCAAGCCCACUGAAAACGCUGAAUGGUUCUGUAAAUGGCUGGAGGAGGCUUCUACUGACUUUCGCUAUGGCAAAACCUACCUGAAAGGAAUGAGAUAUGCUGUCUUUGGCCUGGGGAACUCUGUGUAUGUUGGCCAUUACAACACGGUUGGCAAAAAUGUGGACAAGUGGCUGUGGAUGAUGAGUGCAGCACGCGUCAUGAGUCGCAGCGAAGGCGACUGUGACGUGGCGAAAAGCCGAAACGGCAGCAUCCAGGCCGACUUCCAGGCGUGGAAAGAUGAUUUCUUGAGGCGCCUUCAAGCCCUGGCCAAGGGUGAGAAGAAGACAUGCAGCUGCGAGUGCAAAAAAGGCUCGUGCAAGAAUAAAAAGAAGCACCAUGAGGAAUCAGAGGGCGAGAAGCACAGCUCUGAGGAGCUGUUUGAGUCCAGCAGUGAUCCAGAGUCUGGAGGUGAAGAGGAGAAAGCUCAUGGCUCUGUCAUCGACCUGGAGGAUCUUGGAAAUGUCAUGAACCACAUGAAGAAAGCUAAGAAACAAGUGGAGGAGGACCCGUCGCAACUGAGAAGACUGUCCAAACUGAAUGGAUUGAAGAAGACUGAGCCUGAGGAGGAGAGGAGGGAGAUGAUCACUCCAGCAUUGAGAGAAGCGCUCACUAAGCAAGGAUAUAAACUAAUAGGCAGUCACUCUGGUGUAAAGCUGUGCCGUUGGACCAAGUCCAUGCUGAGAGGGAGAGGAGGAUGCUACAAACACACGUUUUACGGCAUUGAAUCUCACCGGUGUAUGGAGACCACUCCCAGUCUGGCCUGUGCCAACAAGUGUGUCUUUUGCUGGAGACACCACACGAACCCCGUAGGUACUGAGUGGCGUUGGAAGAUGGACCCUGCUGAGAAGAUCCUCCAGGAAGCACUGGAGAACCACCGCAACAUGAUCCGCCAAUUUCGAGGCGUCCCAGGAGUUCGGCCGGAGCGUUUUGAGGAGGGUUUGGCGGUGAAGCACUGCGCUCUUUCUCUAGUGGGCGAGCCCAUCAUGUACCCGGAGAUCAACUCCUUCCUGCGUCUCCUCCACCAGUGCCACAUCUCCAGCUUCCUUGUCACCAAUGCCCAGUUCCCUGAAGAGAUCAGGAGCCUGGUGCCAGUCACCCAGCUGUACGUGAGUGUAGACGCCAGCACCAAGGACAGUCUGAAGCGCAUAGACCGUCCUCUUUUCAAAGACUUCUGGCAGCGCUUCCUGGACAGUCUCAAAGCCCUUGGAGAGAAGCAACAGCGCACAGUAUACCGCCUGACCCUGGUGAAGGCCUGGAACGUAGACGAACUGAAAGCCUAUGCUGAGCUCAUUGCCCUGGGCCAGCCAGACUUCAUCGAGGUUAAGGGAGUAACUUACUGUGGUGAGAGCUCAGCCAGCAAUCUGACCAUGGCCAACGUGCCCUGGCAUGAGGAGGUCGUCCACUUUGUGCAGCAGCUCGCCAACCUCCUGCCCGACUACGACAUCGCCUGCGAACACGAGCACUCUAACUGCCUGUUAUUAGCCCAUCAUAAGUUUAAAGUGGAUGGUGAGUGGUGGACGUGGAUCGACUACGAGCGCUUCCAUGAGCUCAUUCAGCAGUACAAUGAGAGCAACGGUGCCAAGACCUUCACUGCUCUGGACUACAUGGCCAAGACGCCCAGUUGGGCUGUGUUCGGAGCUCGAGAGAGAGGCUUCGACCCCUCAGACACACGCUUCCUUAGGAAAAACAAGACCAAGGAUAUCUCUGGGUGCUGAUGUCAAACACUUGCAGCUGGAUCUCCAUUUUUAACAUCUGAAUAAAAGAAAUACAUUUUAUAAAGACUUUAGUAAAAGGAUCUAGGGUUUUGAAGAUCUGUACGAAUCAUCAUUUCCCACAUAAGAAUAGAAUUUUUAAAAUCUUAGAUCAUUACUUUAUUUUCCAACACAAGAUCUCCCAUGUAAGUCUCCCAUGUCAUAUGUUCACCUUCACUUUAAAGAUUUCUUAUUCUUUUGUUUGUUUUUGAAAUAUCACACUCAGAAUAUGCUGGUAGCAUGUACCGAGCAGUGGACAUGCUCUGCAUUAACACUGCAGUCUCUCCGUGUCUCUUUUUCUACAUUUCCCCCGACAUGGCAGUUUCCGGUUUCUUAUUGUCCUCAGUUUUCACCCAUAGAGAAUCAGUGCGAGGCCUACAGCUUCAUUCAUUAACAUACAGAAAGUCUGAGGCAAAAAUAUUCCUUUAUUCUAUCCAUUUAAUUAAAAUGUCACUUCACACACUGGCUAGUUCUUCUGUGUAAAAUUAGCAUAAGGCCAACUUUGUCAUGAGCUUUAGUUCGAGGAGUUCUUUAGGGAAGCUAAUAUUGCUGUGACAUUGGCACUACAGUUUUUUUUUUUUUUUUUUUUUUUUUUUAAACUCUUGCCUUUUUCUCAGUCUGUGUGCUCUCUUGUGGUUUCCUGCUGUGAAUGUAGGUGUUACUUGAUUUUCUUUUUGUGAAUUCUCAUUAUCUUUUGUUCAAAGAGCUUUCAUCAUUUUGAGGUUGAGUUUUUCAUUUUUAUUGAGCCUGCUUUACGGUAAUAUCUGGAUUUCAAUGCCAGUUGCAGAAUGUGAGCAUAUCAUGUGUUUUGACAUAUUUUCCAAAUGUCUCUUUAUUCUUAGAUUGCUCAAAAGAUGUCUCAAAUGGUAACUGUUUUAACUGUUUGGAUCAGAAGGUGUGGUGCCUUAUUGAAUUCUGAAUAAAAUAUAUGAUAGUUAUUAAA
Molecule: messenger RNA, 3364 nt
Organism: Pangasianodon hypophthalmus (striped catfish)
Lineage: Eukaryota; Metazoa; Chordata; Actinopteri; Siluriformes; Pangasiidae
Gene: tyw1
Product: tRNA-yW synthesizing protein 1 homolog (S. cerevisiae)
Exons: 16
Coding region: 157-2385 (742 amino acids)
Biological process (GO): wybutosine biosynthetic process
Molecular function (GO): 4 iron, 4 sulfur cluster binding; catalytic activity; FMN binding
Source: RefSeq, a predicted model, not a curated record